Messenger RNA from Suncus etruscus (white-toothed pygmy shrew), 1699 nucleotides. RefSeq names its product GATA binding protein 3 (gene GATA3). Lineage: Eukaryota; Metazoa; Chordata; Mammalia; Eulipotyphla; Soricidae. Bases 1 to 1332 code for a protein of 443 amino acids. The transcript has 5 exons. The record is from RefSeq and is a predicted model, not a curated record. Gene Ontology annotation, biological process: regulation of epithelial cell differentiation; positive regulation of transcription by RNA polymerase II; cell fate commitment. Gene Ontology annotation, cellular component: nucleus. Gene Ontology annotation, molecular function: DNA-binding transcription factor activity, RNA polymerase II-specific; RNA polymerase II cis-regulatory region sequence-specific DNA binding; zinc ion binding.
AUGGAGGUGACGGCGGACCAGCCACGUUGGGUCAGCCACCACCACCCGGCCGUGCUCAACGGGCAGCAUCCAGACACGCAUCACCCGGGCCUCGGCCACUCGUACAUGGAACCGGCGCAGUACCCGCUGCCCGAAGAGGUGGACGUGCUUUUCAACAUCGAUAGCCAAGGCAACCACGUCCCGUCCUACUAUGGAAACUCCGUGCGCGCCACCGUGCAGCGCUACCCGCCGGCCCACCACGGGGGUCAGGUUUGCCGCCCGCCACUGCUCCACGGAUCUCUGCCCUGGCUGGAUGGGGGCAAAGCCCUGGGCAGCCACCACACGGCCUCGCCCUGGAAUCUCAGCCCCUUCUCCAAGACGUCCAUCCACCACGGCUCCCCCGGGCCGCUGUCAGUCUACCCACCUGCCUCAUCCUCCUCGCUGUCUGCUGGCCACUCCAGCCCACACCUUUUCACCUUCCCGCCCACCCCUCCCAAGGACGUGUCACCGGACCCCGCGCUGUCCACCCCGGGCUCGGGCGCCGGUCGGCCAGAGGAAAAGGAGUGUAUUAAGUACCAGGUGCCGCUGCCGGACAGCAUGAAGCUCGAGUCCUCGCACCCAAGGGCCGGCAUGGCCACCCUGGGUGGCGCCGCUGCCUCAGCCCACCACCCCAUCACCUCCUAUCCGCCCUAUGUGCCAGAGUACAGCUCGGGACUCUUCCCCCCCAGCAGCCUUCUGGGGGGCUCCCCCACAGGCUUCGGCUGCAAGUCCAGGCCCAAGGCAAGAUCCAGUACCGAAGGCCGGGAGUGCGUGAACUGUGGGGCUACCUCUACCCCUCUGUGGCGGCGAGACGGGACUGGCCACUACCUGUGCAAUGCCUGCGGCCUCUACCACAAGAUGAACGGGCAGAACCGGCCACUCAUCAAGCCCAAGAGGAGACUGUCGGCGGCCAGAAGGGCAGGCACUUCCUGUGCCAACUGCCAGACCACCACGACCACGCUGUGGAGGAGAAACGCCAACGGGGACCCCGUAUGCAAUGCGUGUGGACUGUACUACAAGCUGCACAAUAUUAACAGACCCCUGACGAUGAAGAAGGAGGGCAUCCAGACCCGGAACCGGAAGAUGUCUAGCAAAUCCAAAAAGUGCAAAAAGGUCCACGAACCCCUGGAGGAGUUCCCCAAGAGCAGCUCGUUCAACCCGGCUGCGCUGUCUCGCCACAUGUCCUCGCUGAGCCACAUCUCCCCGUUCAGCCACUCCAGCCACAUGCUGACCACGCCCACGCCCAUGCACCCCCCGGCCAGCCUCUCCUUCGCCCCCCAUCACCCCUCCAGCAUGGUCACCGCCAUGGGGUAAGCCACACGCCUGACCCGCCGCCGCCCCCAACACACCCACCACCCACCACCCGUGGCCCGGUGGGUGCGAUUGCAAGGAGGAGCAGGAAUCAUGAAGUCGAGAAGGACCGAGGAGGGCCUUGGCGGUGGGACCAGGCGCUGGUGGGCCACCGUGGGCCGUCUUGUGUUCUCCCUCGCCGAAUCUGGAUUCCAUCUGUGAAUAAGCCAUUGAGACUCAUCACUCCCUUCAAACAGGGUCUUUGUGCUGUGAAACGAAAUAAAACAAACAAAGGAAAAAAAAAAAAACAACACGAAACAAAACAUGCGGAAUGUUGCAUAUAACUUAUACUGUAAGAAAGAACUGUAUAUUGGAAGACGACUUUAUUGCA